Molecule: messenger RNA, 984 nt
Organism: Dracunculus medinensis (Guinea worm)
Lineage: Eukaryota; Metazoa; Nematoda; Chromadorea; Rhabditida; Dracunculidae
Source: the annotation of a GenBank genome assembly
AUGAAUAACAUCGACGAUAUUCCAUGUUCAAAGAUUCGACUAAAUCUUUCUGCUAAGAAUUUGUAUGAUUCGGAUGUUUUCUCAAAAAGCGAUCCAAUGUGUGUUGUAUAUCUCGCAAGAGAUGCGAAAUGUGAUGGCAAUUAUCACGAGAUUGCUCGCACAGAGACAAUCCGCAAUUGCUUAAAUCCCGAAUGGUGUAAACCGAUUUUCGUUGAUUAUUAUUUUGAAGAAGUACAAAGAGUUAAAUUCGAAAUAUAUGAUAUUGAUAAUACGUCUUGCCUAUUGUCCGAACACGAUUAUUUGGGCAAAGCCGAAUCGACAUUGGCUGAAAUUGUUGGUGCACCUUCAUCGAGUCGAAUUCUUCCACUAAUAGGUCCAAAAUCCGGAAGGAAAUACGGGGAAAUAAAAGUGAUCGCUGAAGAAGCAGAUGAUGAAGCGAAGGAAACUUUGCAAUUAGUUUGUGCUGCGCGCAAUUUGGAUAAAAAGGAUUUGUUUGGUAAAAGCGAUCCAUUUUUGCAGAUUUAUCGCAUAAAUGAUGACGGAACUGAAUAUUUGUUACAUCGAACAGAAGUUAUUAAAAAGACCGUCAAUCCAGAGUGGAAACUCAUAGAAAUAAGUAUGCAGCGAUUGUCGUUUUCAAAUCAAGAAAGAAGGCUGCGAUUCAAUUGCUACGAUUAUGAUAACGAUGGCGGUCAUGAUUUUAUUGGACAUUGUGAAACAAAUGUUGAUCGUUUGUUGCAAAAGAAAGACCUCGAACUUUUUUUGAUGAAUGAAAAGAAACUGCGGAGAAAAUGGAAAAUGUGGAAAAAAUACCGAAAUUCUGGUGUAUUAAUUUUUCAUACGGUCGCUAUUAAACGCGAAUACUCUUUUCUCGAUUUCAUUACUCGAGGGUACUACUUCGAUUUUCUUUCGCUUUUGUGCAUUGUGGAUUUUAAUGAAUGGGCACAAUUGUGUUCGAUCGUAGUUCAAUUUUCUUCUAUUUAG